AUGACCGAUCUUAAGAAAAAUAUUCCCAAAGGUGCCUUGGUGAUUGUUACUGGUGUGACUGGUUUUGUGGGAUCUCACAUUGCAAAAGCCCUGCUCGAGCGCGGAUACAGAGUUCGCGGGACCGUGCGAGAUGUAGAAAAAGCUGCCUGGCUUGUUAAGAGCGUCCUGAAGGAUUAUGCCGACACUGGUAGAUUCGAAUUUUGCUACAUCCCUGAUAUAGCGGCAACCAAAGCCUAUGAUGAGGCUAUCCAGGGAGUCUCAGCUAUCGCCCAUGUAGCCAGCAUCCUUAGCAUGGAUCCAGACCCGACGAAAGUCAUCCCAGCAACUGUCGCCGGCGUUACUUCGAUCCUCAAUGCAGCGAUGAAGGAGCCAUCGGUCAAGUCCUUUGUAUAUACAAGCUCUCUCGGCGCCGCAACAAUGCUUGCACCUGGCAAUGAAGCUUAUGUUACGAAAGGCACCUACAACGACUUCGCUACCAAGGCUUCUUUGGCGCCCCCUCCUUAUGAAGCUGGGCGCGGUAUGCUCACCUACAUGGCCAGCAAAGUAGCAGCUGAGAAGGCGCUGUGGAAAUUUGCUGAACAGCAGCGACCGCAUUUUACAAUUAGUUCUGUGGUGCCGUCAGUCAUUAUAGGAGAGGCGCUCAACAAGGUUCAUAACGAAGGCGACGGGGCCUGGGUGAGGACUUUGUAUGACGGUAAUACAGUUUUCUGGAAUUCAAUGCCUGCUAUCUUCGCUGUUGAUGUCAAGGAUGUGGCUGCAAUUCACUUUGCCGCCAUCUUGGAUCCCGAAGUCGCAAACGCGCGCCUCCAUGUCUGGGGUCACAAAUGCAAUGCCAAUGAUCUUUUGACCAUUAUGCGUAAAAACUACCCGCAUCACGAGUUGAUCGAUGAUCUAGCAAAUCAGACUGUAUUGAGUAUCUCUGCCGACUUCAGCGAGCCGCUUGCGCUGUUAAAGAAAUGGACAGAUCAGAAUGGAUGGAGGCCAUUGGAAGAUUCUGUUGUGGAAAACCUUCACUACAACCUCAAAGGCCUCGACUUGUAUGGUAGCAUAUCAAAGCGUAGAUUUUCUGAAACGUCAUCCUUCUUAGAUGAUCACUACAGCUAUUAGUCCUUUAACAAUUCCUUGACAAUAGGAAACACAAAUUACGUCAAUGCC
Molecule: messenger RNA, 1155 nt
Organism: Trichoderma atroviride IMI 206040
Lineage: Eukaryota; Fungi; Ascomycota; Sordariomycetes; Hypocreales; Hypocreaceae
Molecular function (GO): oxidoreductase activity, acting on the CH-OH group of donors, NAD or NADP as acceptor
Source: RefSeq, a predicted model, not a curated record